AUGGCACUUCAUACGGUGGGAGCUGCACAACUACCAUCGGAGGUAUGGGUCCACGUGUUUGGAUUUCUGUCAACAACAGACAAACUAAACAUUAGAUCAUGCUGCAAAUAUUUCAAAAAAAUGGUUGACCACUGGUCCCUUUGGAAAGGCAACACGGUGGUGCUUAAAAAGCUGUGUGCCUACACCACGCAGUUCUGGACAACUCUUCGCCGCAGGAAAAUCAGCUCAGUUGUUGUACAGAGGGCGAGUUUGAAAGAAUGGAAACAGCUUGCCCUAUCCCUCCCGUGGCUCACCACAAUAGCCGUGGAGCAUUGUUUCGACGUGAAAGCCUUUGAAAUUCUCAAGCAAUUUCAUAACUUGAAGAGGCUGGCUAUUCGCAGCUGUCGCUGUGGCCAGGGACUGUCUGAUGCAAUUGUGCCUCUACAGCAAGUGACUCAUUUUAGUGUGUGCGAGAUGCACUGUGCUCCAAGAUCAGAUAUUAUUAGUUUUGUCUCAAAGCUCUCCCAUCUGACAUCUCUACUCUAUCACGAAGGCAAUCAUCCUAUCCCAAGACAGACAUUCCACAUAAUGCUUAACCGCUUGCCACAUCUGAAGCAUCUGUCUUUGAAAAUGGGAACACAACAUGGCUCUCUCCCAGAUGAUUAUUUUAAAAUUUCUAAAACAAUAAAUGGCUUUCCAGAAGAUCCGCAGGUCGGGCAGCCUGGCUUGACCAGUCUGGAGCUUCUUGACUACAUGGACCCCACCUUAUCUGAAGAGGCGCUGAAGUGCCUCCCCUCCCUGCAGAGCCUAGCUGUGGUCUACAGAGACAGGGACGUAGAUCCCAGCAGGUGCCACCUAAAAACAUGGCUGAGGGAACUCCCUCAACUGGCAGUUCUCAACAUUGCAAAAGGCCAUCCCGUCAGUGCUUAUGCACACUCCAUUCCCGGCACAGUGACCAGUUUGACUCUGCAGCGGGUGAUGGUGGAGCAGAAGGACAUGAAGACUCUAGGGAAACAGGCUUCAGGCCUCUUGCAUCUGCACUUUGACCCAUGCAGCUAUAAAAGCGGCAGCAGCAUCGGAGAGAUCCCCAAAAUAUUCCCCCAGCUCAUGACCCUUAAAAUGCGACACUACAAUGUACCAGAGAGGGAGUUCUUGAGCCUCCAACAGUUGAAGCAUUUGGAGCGGUUAGAGAUCCUGGAUGCACAAAGUCCUCACCUUCUGCAGCUGAUCCACAAGCUGCAGGUCCUGACCAACCACAGCACCCAAAUCAUCCAUUCUCGGGGCCUGAGAGAUCCCACAGGCUGCUACUGUACUCACUACUAACAUAACCACUAAGAGGAAGUGAACACUGGUAGACUGUAGCCCAUGUUUUCAACAGCACGUGUUGAAAUGGUCAUCAUUUGAGGUACGUUUGCGAUGCCAACUUGGCUGAUGCAAAAUAAGGAAACAGCUGAAAUUAUGAGGAUAUUUAGUAAGUCAAUACCUCUGUGAGGUCAACAGGGUCAACAGGAUGUGUAUAGAACAGGGAAACAAACCGUUCAGAACACAGGAACAGAUUCAGAAUUAGACAUUUUAUACAAUAUUUUUUGUUUGAAUCUUGUGUACGCUUGAUUGGGUUGAACAGAAUAAAUGAUUGUGCACAAAAACAACAUUUUUACAUUUUAGUCAUUUAGCAGACACUCUUAUCCAGAGCGACUUACAGUUUAGUGAGUGCAUACAUUUUCCUACUGGCAAUAACAAAACAUUUUUUGACGAAAGACAAUACAAUUGACAAUAAAAUUAGCUGAUUAUCAGUUUUAAGAUUGAUUAAAGAACCAUAUUAUAGUUGCACUACUGAAAGCUUUCUCUGUGGUUGAACACAACUACUAUUACGGCAUGAACUGAUGUGUUGAGUCUCCAGUGAUCACAGAUCUCGUCCCGUCUUCUACUGAGUUGCCUCAAGAGGGCAGUACACACAUGGCAAAGAGUCGGUCAGUCAAUCAUUUCCUGUAGCCUGUUGGAGCACAUUGCCUUGCUAUCUUUGUGAUGGUCCAGAGAGAUGCAUUUCGAAAGCUGCAUACCCCUUCCACAUAUCCCACCUGUGUGGAAGUAGGAAGUGCCUUGAAAAGUGAAAUGAAGGACAAAUGUAUGCACACUUCUCGUUUUAUACCUUUGUUGCCACCCACAGAUGUAAAAUAUAAAUAAUAUGCCAUU
Molecule: messenger RNA, 2172 nt
Organism: Coregonus clupeaformis (lake whitefish)
Lineage: Eukaryota; Metazoa; Chordata; Actinopteri; Salmoniformes; Salmonidae
Exons: 4
Coding region: 1-1302 (433 amino acids)
Molecular function (GO): protein binding
Source: RefSeq, a predicted model, not a curated record